AUGCCCACGACCAGCUCCACCUCCUCCUGCAACCAGCGCCACCUCCGCCCUGACCCGCUCCUCCCGCUGACUGUGACCCACGCUUCCGUACUACCCGUGGCGCCCGUGACCCGCUGUUUACUGAUCACGCAAUCGCUCUUGCAAGCCCUCUUCCCUCCCUUCCCUCCCUCCUUUCCUCUCCCCACUUCCCACCCUCCUCCUGUGGCUGCUCUCUCUCCCUCUUUCCUCCACCCUCACCAUCAACUCCAUCACCCUCACUCCUUAUUCUUCCUCCUCCUGCCGAUGUUUUCCCCUUCACAUCACCUCAUCGACAUCAACUCCCUCCUCUCCCUCUACCGCGAAUUCCAAGCUCUCUCCCUUGACUCCUCUCCCAAUGCUGCCACAUUUACUCGUCGCCUUACUGAUACUGCUCGCCGCCUCACUGAUCGCGGCAUCACCAUCACUGAUUCCCUUCUCAUGGCUCGCAUCCUCGAUGGACUUCCUCCCGCCUACACCACUUACAAGAUUGCCUUCAUCACCACCCGCCCCGAGACUCCCUCCUCCUCCGACAUCAUCACUUGGCUACUUGACGCGGAAGCAGAUCUCCUCCACACCUCUCUCUCUACUGUUGCGCUUGCUCGUGGAGGAAGUGGCGGUCGUGGUGGCUUCAGUGGUGGCUAUGGGGGAGGGCGCGCUACCGGACAAAGCAGUUUUCCGGGACGCAGCGGUGGUCGCUUUGGUUCUCGCCCCCCUGGAAGUGGUGGUCGAGGUGGUGGUCGUGGUGGCGCUGCUGGAACCGGCACCCUCCCUCCGUGCCAGUACCUCAUUCGUUACGGCUCUCUCCAAGGACAACACUGCCUCCAGACGACCCACGCCACCGCCACCUGCUUCAAGGCUCCAAGUGACGAAUGGUUUGAACGGUGUAACACUGGUACUCCCCCUCGCUGGCACCUCCUGCACCCCCUCCUCACCCCUCAUGACAUUCGCACCUCCCCCACCUACCACCCCCCUUCAUCCUCCAACCCUCAGGUACUCCCCCCCUCUACCCCUCCCCAUGCUCCCCCCCAGGCUCAUCACCUGCUGCAUUCCCCAACUCCCUCACCCUCCCCCUCCGGCUUUUACCCCCCUCCAUCUCCACCUCCAGGUUUCCCCCCGCCCCCCUGGUCUCCCACCCCAUACCCCCCCUACCCGUUUUACACCCCUCAGGUUCCCCCCCCCGUCUGUACCCUCGACUGCCCCGCCUCCGGACACUGA
This is a messenger RNA of Closterium sp. NIES-65, 1233 nucleotides long. The record is from the annotation of a GenBank genome assembly. Lineage: Eukaryota; Viridiplantae; Streptophyta; Zygnematophyceae; Desmidiales; Closteriaceae.